This is a messenger RNA of Pundamilia nyererei, 1159 nucleotides long. Its product is annotated as acyl-coenzyme A thioesterase 1-like. Gene Ontology annotation, biological process: fatty acid metabolic process; acyl-CoA metabolic process. Bases 53 to 1159 code for a protein of 368 amino acids. The record is from RefSeq and is a predicted model, not a curated record. Gene Ontology annotation, molecular function: fatty acyl-CoA hydrolase activity. Lineage: Eukaryota; Metazoa; Chordata; Actinopteri; Cichliformes; Cichlidae. The transcript is spliced from 9 exons.
CAGGCCACUGCUACAGGAGUGUACACUCGCCUGCUACAGACUGCUCUCAGCCAUGACACAGGCGGUUCCUCCGAUCCUCUCCAUCACCCCGAGUCGGGCUUUGGUUGAUGAGAAAUUUCAAGUGUUGGUGGAGAAUCUUCCUCCAGGAUGUCCGGUAACCCUCCACUCCCUCCACCACUCUGAGGACAAGGACGACUGGGAGGCAUAUGGUCACUACGUCAGCGACCACAGAGGCGUCGUAUCAGUUACCGAGGAUUUGAGUUUUGGAGGCACGUAUACGGGAAAAGAGCCCAUGGGCUUGCUGUGGAGCAUGCGGCCGGUCCCAGGCAGCCGCGAAGGCCUCAGGUUAAGGAAGAUAAACGUGUGCACACCAAUGCUGGUCAACAUCUCAGUCCACAGUGGACACGAGGACUUCAGGGACCGGACCCCUCUGGCAUCAGCACUCGCAGAAAGAUGGUACAUGGCUCCUGGUGUCAAGAGAAUUGAUAUUAAUAAGCAAGGAGUGCAGGGGACCCUGUUUAUACCACCAGGUCCUGGACCCUUCCCUACGCUGCUAGACAUGUGGGGAGGCGGUGUAGGGCUGCUGGAGUAUCGCUCUGCCUUGUUGGCAUCUCGUGGUUACGUUUCUUUCUCGCUGGAUUACCUAAGGUCUGAACACCUGUCAGCAGAUGUAGAGUUUAAGUACUUCGAGACAGCAUUUAACAUUAUUAGGAACCAUCCUCAAGUGAUACCAGACAGAGUUGGAAUUCUUGGUAUUUCCCUGGGCUCCAUGGUGGCCUUCAACUUAACAGCCUACAGCACCAUUAUUAAGCCUCGCUGCAUUGUUUGCAUCAGCAGCAAUCACUAUCACCCACCUGGGACCACCCUGAAGGCCGGGUUUAAAAUACUAAGCAAGCAUUUUCACAAGGCACAUUUCGAUGAGAACAACUAUAUGAGCUGGAGAAGUUUUGCUCUGGAUCUUAUCGCUGACCCCUCAAACAACGUGGAAGUGGGGAGAAUUAACUGCCCGAUGCUGCUGGUUAAUGGCUGUGACGAUCAGAACUGGCCUACAGUGGAGACAGCGGAGGAGGUUAGUGAUGCUCUAAGACACGGGUCUCAAACCCGUGGCCUGGGGUCCACUUAUGGCCCACGUCAUCCCUGCUUGCAGGCCGUAUAUUGA